AACAAAAAUCACAAAACUUUAAUCAGAAGCUAACGUAUUCAUACCUAUCGGUCUCGGGUCGUGACUUCAACUUGUAUAUAUGAAUUUCGCUUAAGCAUCUCCUGCAAGCAUCUAAAGUAUGGCUAUGAAUACUUGAAAGUUGAGAAUUAAUUUGCUCGAUCACGAACUAAGAAAGAAGCUUAUUUUAAGGAAGACGAAGAAGAAGAGGAAAGGAAGUCGGCUGUGUUUUUCUUUAAGUAAUACUCGCGACAAUCAGCGAGCUACUGAUUACUUAGACGGCGCUCAGUGCGUAACAGACAUAAAAAUUACUUUAUUAACUCUAGAAAACAAAACUUUCUCAUAAAUUUUGACCUAAUGACUAUGGCAGAAGGUACCGACCCCAUGGGGCAUCAUGCAGCAUCCCAUCACCACCAUCACCACCAUCAACACCAUCAACAGCACCACCACUAUCAGCAACCGCAACACCAGCAGCACAAUGAACAACAACAGCAACAUUUGCCUCCGCACGUCUCCGGUCAUCAUUACGCACCUUAUAGUCAUAUGCCAUAUGGCUUGCCGCAUAAUUUGCCAUUGGCCUUGAGUUUGCAACAGCAAGCAGCAGCUGCAGCCGCUGCGGCCGCUGCAGUAGCCGCUCAAAACCAUGAACCGAAUAAUAGCAGUAGUAGUACGCAUAGUAAUGAAAAUUUAAAUGAUCACAAUAGUAAUAGCAACAACAACAAAACUAUUAACAAUAACAAUAACUCUCCUUUACCUUGGAAGCAGCGUAAACGUAAACGUUUAUCGGCUGUUUUAGAUAAAUUACACAACAACAAUAAUAACAACAGUUUGAAUUCCAAUCAUUUAAACAUGGAAGUAGAUGACGAUGGCGACGAUGGCGAUGGUGGCGGUGGUGGCGGUGGUGGCGAAAGGGUUAUCAAAAAAGAAGCGAAUAACAAUUGUAAUGAAGAAGAUGAACAUAAACGGGUAAGCUGUAGUGGAGAUGAGGCAGAUUCAACAGAAAAUAUGUCUAUUGGGGAUAAUGACGGCAGUCCAACUCGCUUGCCUAUUAGUCCUAUAAAUGUUAGCGAAACGACUGCUGCCGAUGUAAAGCUUAUAAAAUCGGAAGAUACCAACCUUUUGUCUGUGGAUAUUAAGACUGAACCCCACUUAAGCAGUAGCAGUAGUAGUCCUUACGAUCGUUAUUUUCCCAUACCGUCACCAUUAUUUGGUUAUUACUUGCAUACCAAGUAUCUAAAUGAAGUGUUUCGUCGUCGCCAAGAUCUCUAUCCAUCGCCCAUGCAACAUACUCCUUCAUCGAUAGCGUCUUCGCAAUUGGAGGAAAUUUCACCAUCAAGUAGAGAACAUCAACAGCAACAUUUCGAGCAAUUAAAACAGGAACAAGACGAGGAUCAAGGAAAAGAGCACAUGAAAGCCAUGGAGUUUACUCGUACAAGUCUGGUGGCAACAAAGGCACACAGCUCUCCUCCUCCUCCUCCAUCGAUGUCCGUGACCUUACCUUCGCCGCCACGCAGUGAAACAUCAGCGAGCGGUGGCUUGGGACAGAGAUCAUCUCCUGCAACAGCCAGCGGCAUUGAUCCGGCCAUCAUGCCCCCUCCGCAAGAAAGACCAUUAGAUCUCUCAGUGCGCAGUGGCAGCAAUACGCCUACUGGUGAAUUGUUAACAAAAAAGUACAAAUCCCCAUCACCCUUGCCAGCUACAACUAUGAUGCUACCACCCAGCCAACAGCCCAUGUCGUCAGCAGCUAUGUCACCUUGCAGCAAUAGCGGGGCUACCGGAAGCAUAACAACCAGCAAUAAUUUCACAACGAACACGGCAAGUAACGCAGCAACAGUUUCACCUUAUGGGAUGACAACGCAUACGGCUGCGGCAGCGGCCGCAGCUGCAGCUCAUGCCGCUGCUGCUGCUGCGGCAGCGGCGGCUAUGAUUAAACUUGAAAUGCCUAUGCAUCCACUGCAUCCACACGCUGCUACUACGACUGUAGGUGUACCGGUAAUUAAAGGUGACGUAGCUUCCCCCACUACCAAAGAAUCGGUAGCCUGGCGGUAUAAUCUUGAUGUAUCACCAGUGGUUGAAGAAAUGCCACCCGGCUCUGACGUUGCAUAUGUUUGUCCCGUGUGUGGGCAAAUGUUUUCGCUACACGACCGUUUAGCCAAACACAUGGCGUCACGGCACAAGUCACGCAACCCCUCCAAUGACAUAGCCAAAGCCUAUUCAUGCGAGGUGUGCAAUCGCUCGUUUGCUCGUUCUGAUAUGCUAACACGUCACAUGCGACUGCACACCGGCGUCAAACCUUACACGUGCAAAGUUUGCGGUCAAGUAUUCUCUCGAUCUGAUCAUUUAUCUACGCAUCAGCGAACACACACUGGAGAAAAGCCAUAUAAAUGUCCGCAAUGUCCGUAUGCAGCGUGUAGGCGUGAUAUGAUCACACGUCAUAUGCGUACACAUACACGUUACGAAGCUCAACAGCAAAAAGCCCAGGCAGGUAACGGCGGCAACAACUCAUCAGGAUCCAUGACAGAUGGCAAUCGUUCGGCUUUACCUCUUUUGGCCGAUAUGAAAAUGAACAUACCGCUACUGCUGAAAACCGACGACUACACGCGAACUUCCCCUUUAAAUAAUACCAUAGCUGGCCCAUUGCCAAUAGUAGUGAAAACAGAGAGUGCCUAGUUCUCGGUGCCACUCACCUGGUGGCCUUACACGCUGAACUCUCGUUUUAAAGAGAGUUUACACUCUUGGUAUUCGAAAAGAUAUUGAAUGAAUGAACAUGACCUAAAGAAAAUUAAAUUUAACACCAGUUUAACCCGCCCCGCCACAACCCCUACUUACAACAAACUAGUUACGUAGGAUAGUUUAGUUAGUUAAGAUUCUGCAUACGAAGUAGUAAAGGCAACAACCUAAUUUUGAUAAUCUCUCUAGCAAGACUGAGUCUCUAAGCUUAAACACGUACACUAAAACAGUUUUAAUUUCUACAUAGAAGCAUAAAGAAUUAUCUCUCUUUCAAUUAUUAUUAUUAUUAUUAUUAUUAUUAUUAUUAUUAUUAUUAUUAAAAAUUUCAUAAUUAUCACUUAUGUUUUAAGUUUCUAUUGCCGCAAACCCACAAAAAAAGGGGGUACGAGUUUUUAUUUCGUUUCACUUUUUUAUAAAUUUUACUUUAGAGUAUUAAAAGCACAAAAAAUUUAUUAAAAAGAAUUACUAAAGCAUUUGUAGAAUUUAUAAGUUAAAUUUUUUUUUUUAAAUUUAAUUAUAGUUUAUUUCAUUUUUUUAAAAGCAAAAUA
Messenger RNA from Glossina fuscipes, 3275 nucleotides. It is a transcript of the gene klu, whose product is annotated as PR domain zinc finger protein 1. The transcript is spliced from 4 exons. Lineage: Eukaryota; Metazoa; Arthropoda; Insecta; Diptera; Glossinidae. The record is from RefSeq and is a predicted model, not a curated record. Bases 355 to 2667 code for a protein of 770 amino acids.